Huiozyma naganishii CBS 8797 is the source of this 2031-nucleotide messenger RNA. RefSeq names its product proline--tRNA ligase. Bases 1 to 2031 code for a protein of 676 amino acids. The record is from RefSeq and is a predicted model, not a curated record. Gene Ontology annotation, cellular component: aminoacyl-tRNA synthetase multienzyme complex; cytoplasm. The transcript has a single exon. Gene Ontology annotation, molecular function: proline-tRNA ligase activity; ATP binding. Gene Ontology annotation, biological process: prolyl-tRNA aminoacylation. Lineage: Eukaryota; Fungi; Ascomycota; Saccharomycetes; Saccharomycetales; Saccharomycetaceae.
AUGUCUGUGGAGGAACAGUUUGCCAAAUUAUGCUUGGAAUCUGCGGCUGCUGAAGGUGCUACUCCAGUGAAGUCUUUGGUUUUCAAGCCAAAGACUGCCAAGAGCGCCACGCCUGUCCCAAUUGUUGUAGUUGCCUUGCAAACUACGGCGACUCCAUCGCCACUGAUUGCCCAGGCGACCAAGACCAAGGACCCACGGUUAGCCCGUGACGAUCUGUUCAAGUCUGCUUUCAACUGUGAGACUGCUAAGUCGUUCACAGUGGCUUACUUGAACGGAGUCGCCGCGUCCUCCUUCCAAUUGCUGAUUGACAGCCAAUUGGAAAGUGUUGCCGAUGAUGCAGUUUUGCAAUUGAACGAGACACUUUGCAUCAAAAAGGGAGAAUUGACCAAAUUUUUGGCCCAGUUUGAGCCAGUCACGGCUGAUUUCACCCAAGAAGUGAAGAAACCGGAACAACAACAAAAGAAAAAGCCUGCUCAACAGCAAACAAAUAACGCAAGCUUGGAGGAUGCCAAACUGAUUGGUAUCACUGUGGACAAGACGAAGGACUUUCCAGGAUGGUACCAACAAGUUCUGACCAAAGGUGAGAUGCUGGAUUACUAUGAUGUCUCUGGUUGUUACAUCUUGAGACCACCUUCUUAUGCCAUUUGGGAAAACAUUCAACGUUGGUUCGAUGAUAAAAUCAAGGGGCUAGGCGUGCAAAACGCUUACUUCCCCAUGUUUGUGUCAUCGCGUGUCCUUGAAAAGGAAAAGGACCAUGUGGAAGGUUUUGCUCCAGAAGUCGCCUGGGUCACCAGAGCAGGAUCCUCUGAAUUGGAAGAACCAAUUGCAAUCAGACCAACGUCUGAAACCGUCAUGUACCCAUACUAUGCCAAAUGGAUCCAGUCGUACAGAGACUUGCCUUUGAAACUGAACCAAUGGAACUCCGUCGUCAGAUGGGAGUUCAAGCACCCUCAACCAUUUUUGAGAACUAGAGAAUUUUUGUGGCAAGAAGGUCACACUGUUUUCCUGACCAAAGAGGAAGCAGAAGAAGAAGUCUUGCAAAUCCUAGAUUUUUACUCCGGUGUCUACGAGGAACUACUGGCUGUCCCAGUCAUUAAAGGUAGAAAAACCGAAAAGGAGAAAUUUGCGGGUGGUGACUUCACCACUACUUGUGAAGGUUACAUUCCCCAAACUGGUCGUGGUAUCCAAGGUGCGACCUCUCAUCACUUGGGUCAAAACUUUUCCAAGAUGUUUAACUUGACUGUCGAAAACCCUCAAGGUCCACAGUAUCCAAAGGUCUUUGCGUGGCAAAACUCCUGGGGGCUUUCCACUCGUGUUAUCGGUGUCAUGGUCAUGAUUCACUCCGAUAACAAGGGUCUAGUCAUCCCACCAAGGGUUUCUCAAACGCAAGCGGUUGUCAUCCCAGUUGGUAUAACCAAGAAGACUUCCGAUGAACAACGUAAAAUCAUCCAUGAGUCCGCCAGAGACAUUGAAUCUCGUUUGAAGAAGAUUGGUGUUAGAGCGUUUGGUGACUACAAUGACAACUACACUCCUGGGUGGAAGUUCUCCCAGUAUGAACUAAAGGGUGUUCCAAUUAGACUGGAGCUCGGUCCAAGGGAUAUUGAGCAAAACCAUGUUACUGUUGUCAGAAGGUCUGACUCGCAAAAGUACAACGUUAAAUUGGAUGAACUCGAAACCCGCAUUCCAGAGAUUUUGGAAGAAAUGCAAAAGGACUUGUUUGAAAAGGCCAAAGAGAAAUUUGAUACUCACAGAGUUAUUGUCAACGAGUGGAAGGACUUUGUUCCAAACCUAAAUAAGAAAAACAUUCUUCUUUCUCCAUGGUGUGGUGUGAUGGAAUGUGAGGAAGAUAUCAAAGAAUCCUCUGCCAAGAAGGACGACGGGGAAGAACUUGAAGUUGAUGAGAAGUCCCCAAGUAUGGGUGCGAAAUCUUUGUGUAUCCCAUUCGCUCAACCAGAGUUGAAGAAAGAUCAGAAAUGUAUCAAAUGUGACCGUCCUGCCAUUCAGUACUGUAUGUUUGGUCGCUCCUACUAA